CUAAUAUAUUAUGUAAUCUGGAAACAAUAUUUUUGUUUUCACUCAGCAAGACUUCUAAACAUGUUUUGUUGUGAGUUUGAACCCUCCUCUGGGUCAAGGGCAUGAUGCGAGAGUCUACUUGGCCAUGCAUAAGAAAACAGGGGAAAUGUUUGCUCUAAAAGUGCUAACUAAUUUAUCACAGGAUCACAUAAUAAAUCUCCAGCGAACGAAAUACAAAUUCUUAAACGCAUAGACCAUACAGGAAUAGUUUUGUUGAAAGGAUACGCUUAAGAUUACACUUGUGUUCUAUUAGAGUAUAUGCCUAAUGACACAUUUUUGAAAAUCUUGAGAAAGGGUCCCUUCCAGUUGUCAUUUGCAAAGACUUUGGCAGCCUAUCUUAUAAAAGUGCUUGUUACACUUCAUGCUGCAUCGAUAGCCCAUUGUGACAUAAAGCCUGAGAAUAUAUUAAUAGCUGCAGAUUACAAUUUGAAACUUUGUGAUUUUGGCUUUGCUCGCAUCUGUAAUGAGCCGUAAAGACCUCCUGGAGGCACUCCUGGUUACACAGCACCUGAGUUGUAUGUUAGUCCGUAAGUAAACCUAUUUAAAUGUGACAUCUUCGCUUUGGGUGUAGUGUUAUUUAUCGUAGUCAUGGGAUUCCCUCCAUUUCAAACAAACGACCCCAAUGUAAAGGAUGGCUGGUGGGGUUUAAUCCAGAGUAAGCAAUUCGAGCUUUUCUGGAGCAAAUGCGAAUCAUUUAGACAAUAGCAAUUUCCUUAAGAGUUCAAGAACCUAAUAAUGGCUAUGUUAGAAUGCGAUCCCGAGAAGAGAAUAUCGUUGCAGUAAGUAUUGGAACAUGAGUUUUUAAUGAAUGGAGCUCCAGAAGAGGAAGUGUUAUAGGAAAUUGAGAAGCGAGUGAAGGAAUGA
This is a messenger RNA of Paramecium tetraurelia, 903 nucleotides long. RefSeq lists its product as uncharacterized. The record is from RefSeq and is a predicted model, not a curated record. Gene Ontology annotation, cellular component: nucleus. The transcript is spliced from 2 exons. Gene Ontology annotation, molecular function: ATP binding; protein serine/threonine kinase activity. NCBI's taxonomy places the organism in Eukaryota, Ciliophora, Oligohymenophorea, Peniculida, Parameciidae. Gene Ontology annotation, biological process: mitotic DNA damage checkpoint signaling; protein phosphorylation.